AGGGCAAUCGAAAGGGUACGUCGGGAAAUUGGAGCCGUAAAUGUUCCGCUUUGGGAAUAGGAGAAUCAAACGCUUGACUGUAAUUCAAAUGAAGUGGAAUAUCAGAAGUGAUAGAGCAUAGAAUUGCCUGUUUUUAAGUACGGUAUAGACAUGUUGAAUCCCCAGCAUCAACUAAAGUUGCCUCAACUCUGAUCUGGCCAGUGACUAGACCAGUCUUUUUUUUAUGUUGAAGCAAGUUUGAGUGGAAGUGUUUUCCAUUGGACAUUGCAUGAGUCACAUUUUUUGGGUGGUAGCAGGGCAUUGCUGACUUGCACUAGUGUACAAUGGAAUCGGAUAAAGACAAUAACCAGCAAAACAAUGGCCAGCAAGACCCAUCAGCCGCAGAGGCUCCGGUGAGUGAAAUGGACAGUACUCCGGUAGAAGGUGCUCCAGCAGAAGGUGUUCCAGAAGGAGAGGCUCCUCCAGCAAAAGAGGCUCCAGCAGAUGAGAAAGUAGAGAUUGAGGAUGAGGUAAAGCCAACAAAAGGGGAGGCAGAACAGCCAGGGAUUGAGGAAGCAACAGAAAAGGAACCUAUGCUUCUCCCGAACUCUGAGUCUGAAGGUCAUCAAGGGGACGGUGAUCAGGCUGCAGAAGUGCAGAAAAAAGUAAUACCGGAGCAAAAGCAAAAUGGAGCCCAUCCUACAGCUGAUCAAGUACCAGUUGAAGUGACAAUCGAAAAAUGCACCAAACCGCCCUCUUCCUCCUAUAGCACUGUCCGCAAGAUUCUUAUAGGUCUGUCCAUUGGCCUUGGUGUUGCAAUUUCGUGGGUGGCGGCUACUCAGUUCAUGAAGGCAAUGUACGAUGAGAACUUUGAUGCUCCGUUCUUUAUCAUCUGGUUCUCAACAAUUUGGAUGUUGGUGUGCUAUCCAAUCUACAUCAUUGGCUCCUUGGUGAUCUUUAAGGAUCAGAGGAGUGCCGGCUGGGCUGGUAUCAAAGAGUUAUAUAAGGCUGAUCAGCAGAUAUAUGGAGAGAGAGGCAUGACUCUCUGGAACUGCCUAAAACUGACAGGUCCAUUCUGUGCCCUGUGGAUAAUCACAAACUACAUGUACGCUGCGGCUCUCAAGUUCAAGUCGCCGACGGAUGUCACAGCACUCUUUGUCACCAAUACUGCAUUUAUCUAUGUAUUCUCUUGGAUUUGGUUGGAGGAACUGCUCAUCCUUCUUCCUGCCAGGUUAUGCUCAGUGCUUCUGUCCAUAGUGGGUACUGUCUUGAUGAUGGCAGCUGACGGCUUUGGAGGCGGGAGUGUCAUAGGAGUACUCUUGGCUUUGGGUGCUGCAAUAGGAGCUGCCCUUUACAAGGUUCUGUUCAAGCGCUUCUUGGGUGAUGCCACCUACGGUCAGGUGUCUCUAUUUCUCACCAUGCUGGCCCUGCUCAACCUCGUCCUCCUCUGGCCCAUCAUGCUCGGCCUCUACUUUGGCAAGCGGGAGAUUAUGGACUGGAACAACCUGCCUUGGGCGUUCCUCUGCGGGACGUCAGCUCUUGGCAUUGUAUUCAACUUCCUGGUUAAUUUUGGAAUAGCUCUCACCUACCCCCUCCUCAUCUCCCUGGCUAAUAUUGUAGGGAUCCCAAUCAAUGCAGUGAUUGAUACAGCAUUCCUAGAUAUGGAGUUGCCUCCUCUUAAGAUCGUUGGCGCCCUCCUCAUCAUCGGCGGUUUCAUCAUCAUGCUCCUCCCCGAGACGUGGCAGAUGAAGGUGGCUUGCUGGAAGGAAGGCGACGCCCCCUGCAGGCGGAGAGGGGAAAUGCAGCGUGUACCGAGCGAGGAACUUGAAGAAAGAACCGUGAGGUUGUAGCUGUUUGAUGGAUUGCGGUGUAGGGAAGUAGUCCUCUAAACAAAACACAGAAGGUCUAAUUUAACAAAGUUUACCUUCUAACUUCACAAGCAUUUCAACUGUUUGGUACAUAGUUUGCCUUGGACUCACCUUGGAUAUCAGUUGUAGUUUGGAGAUAAUCUAUGUAAAGGGGCUGUCAUGUGCUUAAAAGCAAGGGAAUGUAUAAAAUGCACACCAAUGGAAUACCAUACAUUCAAAUGUUAUUAGCUUUCAUUAUGAUUUUCAUGUGUUAAAAUCAUCAAAAUAGGAUGUCACUGACACAAAAAUAUGAGUUUUCACAGGUUUGUUUGUAGGAUAUGAUCGACUUUUGCAGGAAAAUAAAGAUUUUUUGCUCUCUCUCUUUAUGCAUUGGCAGGUAUACAACUCUGCUGUGCAAAUGCUUGGCAACUUGCAAUAUUAGUAGGAUAAAUCCUUUGCUGUGCACUCCAGAUUUAGUAUUUAUGUCAUGAUGUUGAUAGGGAUAUUACGAGACAAAGAAAUAGUGGAGUGUGUGUAUUCUGUUCCUUAAGAUGGAUUUCUUCAGUAUUUUACUUGAAGUCUGUGUGUCCAUUUUUCUGUCUCAGGUGUGAAGUGGCUAUUGGUGCUGGUCAUUUGAAUGUUCAUGGGUGUAUGUUUGAUAGGACUCUUCAUUGGUUUGUGUGCGUGUGUAUGUUCCAGUGUGCACUGUGAUGAGUGUGGAUGAAGAGAAGACGUUAAAUUAAAGAACCUGAUGAAUUUAAGGAUAAUGAGUCGUAA
This is a messenger RNA of Lytechinus variegatus (green sea urchin), 2603 nucleotides long. RefSeq names its product putative thiamine transporter SLC35F3. Lineage: Eukaryota; Metazoa; Echinodermata; Echinoidea; Temnopleuroida; Toxopneustidae. The record is from RefSeq and is a predicted model, not a curated record. Bases 324 to 1829 code for a protein of 501 amino acids. The transcript has 8 exons.